AUGAGGCCACUCUGGAGGCUCCUCGUCCUCCUGGCGUUGCUGGCCUGGGCCUUGGCGCUGCAGGAGCAGCCUUGGGCUGGCCUGGCCACGGCCCGCAUAGACAGCAAGUCCACCCUGGCCAGAAUUAUUGCCCAGGGCCUCAUGAAUCACAACGCAGAGGACCGAAUCCAGAACAUCCACCUCUUGGACAGUCUGAACGUCUCGGGGAGGAUGGCCCCCGGGAUGGUGGGCUGGCUGAUCGGCGGCAUGAACAUCCAGCAGCAGUACGAGAUCAGCAUCAACAUCACCAACGUUCAGCUGGACUGUGGUGGGAUCCAGAUACAUUUCCAUAAAGAGUGGUUCUCAGCAAACAUCUCGCUUGAAUUCGACAUCGAUUUGAGACUGCCCUUCAACAACAACAUCAUGAAGACUCACGAGCACAUGAGCCUCGCUGUGGAAUUCUGGCUACAGAAGGACCAGUUCGGCCGGAGGGACCUGGUGAUGGGUGAGUGCCUCAUGGAGCCCGGCAGCCUCCACACCACAGUCCUCACCGAGGCCAUCCCACCCAGGAUGAAACAUUUUCUGCACAGCCUCAAAGAGAACCUGGAAAAAAUUAUCCCACACCUGGUAGAAAGUCAGGUGUGUCCUCUGACUGGUGAGAUCCUCAGGCAGCUGGAUGUGAAACUGUUGAAAGACCCGCUUCUUGCUGCAGUCCACCCGCUCCUGCCCAGGACAGGGAAGGCUGGCCCCACGUCCUAG
This is a messenger RNA of Marmota flaviventris (yellow-bellied marmot), 738 nucleotides long. RefSeq names its product BPI fold containing family A member 3 (gene Bpifa3). Gene Ontology annotation, molecular function: lipid binding. Lineage: Eukaryota; Metazoa; Chordata; Mammalia; Rodentia; Sciuridae. The record is from RefSeq and is a predicted model, not a curated record.